CUCAGCGGAUGAGCGCGGCCGGCAGGGUCACCGCCGUGCGCUGUCCUUGCGGACGCGGUGCGGACGCGGCAGAGCGGACGCGCGCUUGAGAGCGAACGGACGUGUUCUUCGGAGAUCGGCGGCCUAGGGCGUUUCAGUAUGUUGUGUCGGGCGGUGUGCAGCGCGGGCCGGAGGCUGGCCCCAGCGGCCAGUGCCUCGGGCUCCCGGCACAAGCAUAGCCUCCCUGACCUGCCUUACGACUAUGGCGCACUGGAGCCGCACAUCAACGCGCAGAUCAUGCAGCUACACCACAGCAAGCACCACGCGACCUACGUGAACAACCUGAACGCCACUGAGGAGAAGUACCACGAGGCCCUGGCCAAGGGAGAUGUUACGACUCAGGUUGCUCUUCAGCCUGCACUGAAGUUCAAUGGUGGGGGCCAUAUCAAUCACAGCAUCUUCUGGACAAACCUGAGCCCCAAUGGUGGUGGAGAACCCAAAGGAGAGUUGCUGGAGGCUAUCAAGCGAGACUUUGGGUCUUUCCAGAAGUUUAAGGAGAAGCUGACGGCUGUGUCUGUUGGAGUUCAAGGUUCAGGCUGGGGCUGGCUUGGCUUCAAUAAAGAGCAAGGCCGCUUACAGAUUGCUGCCUGCUCUAAUCAGGACCCACUGCAGGGAACCACAGGCCUCGUUCCACUGCUGGGGAUUGACGUGUGGGAGCAUGCCUAUUACCUUCAGUAUAAGAACGUCAGACCCGAUUAUCUGAAAGCUAUCUGGAAUGUCAUCAACUGGCAGAACGUCGCUGAAAGAUACGCAGCUUGCAAGAAGUAAAGCUUGUCACCUUACUGAGUAUGUCAGGCCCUCGAUGGCUGUUUUUGUAGUAAUAUAGAAUACUGCAGUAACUAUGACUGCUUAUUGUAACAUUUAUUGAUGUCUAUCCACAUAUUUGAUGAACAUGUUAUGACAAUUUCUUAUUUUUAAUUAAAUUUAUUAGGCAACUGUUUGAGAACAGUAUAUACUCUGUGUGAAUUGCUCUUGAUUGACAUUUUCAUUAAAGCCUUGUUGCUAGGAUGCUAUAACUGUCAUUAUAGACCAUCAGAAAUAUUCCUUCUCUAUGUUUGGGGUCCAUGGGAGAGUCUGGAAUCCUGUUCUACUACACUUAGAAAAAAAAUACUGAGUGUUUUUUUUUUUCUUUUUUCCCCCCUGAGUUGUUAAUAAAACAGAGAACUGAAUAGUUCCCUUUCCUAUUAAAAAUUCCCCAUUUUGGUAAGUAAUCCUCUGUUUAGAGGAUGUCACAUAGCUGUCUUUAUUUCUUUAUUCAUGGUCACAGUUUCCCAUUCAUUUGGAAUCUGUAACUUGAGGCUAAGGCUAUAGUUCAGUGGUAGAGCUUUCCUUGUCUGUGCGUUCAGGGCCCUGGGCUCUCCCUCAGUACUGAAAACAAUCAUGGAUCCCAUAGCUUGGUCGCUGACUGAGAACUGUUACCAUGAGAGGAAGUGAUUGUACCUCUGGGGCUUUCUACAGGCAGAGAUGCAAAAACAAUGUUGUCUUUAAAACCAACUGUGUGGUGUAUGGAAGUGCUCGAGAUGGACAAAUUAGGGCCUGCCUGAUGAUGUCAGCCAUGGGGAUAGGCCACAGUGCAUUCUGGGAAGCCAUUCCGUCCCAUUAAUUGUAUAUCUCAGAACUAUACCCUGGGCCAGGUGGCACCUUUCUGAGUGAGGUCAGUAGGGUAUCUCCCUGAGAGCAUUAGUUUUUCAGAGAUAUUUAUUAUCAUUUCUUCUGUAGGUUGUUUCAAUUAUUUGUAGCCCCCAGAGGAGCUUUAUAUUGUUCAUAAAGGGAAGACCUUUCCACGACAAGGUGGCAGUGUUUCUGAUUGCAUUCCAGUGCAGUGUUUGCACGUGGAGUUGUGCGCUAUGCAGAUGACACAGGGACGCUUUGUGGAUUUUCACAUUUUGUUUCACCAUCUUCGAAAUUAUCUUGGUGACUGUGUAAUGUUUUAUUAGUUGGACCUGUCAUUUAGAGUUCUAUUACUGAAUAGUGUUUAGUUGUUGUUUAUUAUCAAAAAGACUGAGGCCAGCAGCCCCAUGCAUGCAGAUUUUACUUCUUAUUGGAGUAUUUUUACCCUAAGGUUUAUUUUGUUUUUAGCUAUGUAUGAUUGGGUAAGUGUGUUCACAUGAGUGCAGGUGCCCAUGGAGUCUAGAAGAGAUGGUUGGAUCCUUUGAGCCAGAGUAGUUACAGGUGACCUGGAGUCACUUGAUGUGGUUGCUGGGACUAGGAUCCUUUACAAGAGCAAUAAGGACUUACCCACUGAGCCAUCUCUCUGGCCCCUGGAAGUUUCUUUUUUCCAAGUUUUUAAAUUCUCCCCUCAAAUAUAUUUUCCUUAAGUGGAAAAAUGGAGUAACUUAGCAGUUUCAAUAUUGAAGACUGAAGUUAAAAAAAAAUACUUAAAUUCAUAGCACUUUUUAAGAGUUUGCUGUAGAGGCCAGUCAGGUGUUUGAUGUCAGUGCUGACCCAUUUCUGAUGGCUCUCUGUGUAUGUUUCUGCUUGUGCAUGGAAGGACUUAGAAGACUGAGUAGCGUCUAUUGUGUGGGGCAGUGGCAAGACUGAGCAAUGAGAGUCCCGUGGUUGCCACUAACCUUUGUUCAUGAGGCUGUGAACUCUUAUGCAGGCAUUUUGGGAAAGUACAACUUUGAUACAGUGACUUGAAUACAAGUCUGUCGGGUUGGAGUUGAUCUUACAGAUUUACAGAGACUUCUGACUUAUAUAACUUUGACUCCUGCUAAGCUUUCAGAUUAAAAACAAAAUUCAAUGUUGAAAUUUCUAUGAGGCUCUAUUUUUCUGUGACUUUCUGUUGGUGAGAAUGAGGAGUCAUGCUGUGUCCAUUAAGUUAAAGUCUUUCCUCAUGCAUAGAUUAUAAGAGACAAAGAGAAUUUACAAACUAAAGAAUUAAAUCUUCCAGUGUAAAAUGAGGCUUAGAUGAUUUAGCUCUGUCUU
Molecule: messenger RNA, 2967 nt
Organism: Arvicola amphibius (Eurasian water vole)
Lineage: Eukaryota; Metazoa; Chordata; Mammalia; Rodentia; Cricetidae
Gene: Sod2
Product: superoxide dismutase 2
Exons: 5
Coding region: 139-807 (222 amino acids)
Biological process (GO): superoxide metabolic process
Cellular component (GO): mitochondrion
Molecular function (GO): superoxide dismutase activity; metal ion binding
Source: RefSeq, a predicted model, not a curated record